AUGCCGCACAUUGUCGAGACCGCGACCACCCGGCUCAACAUCACUGCAGACGGCCUGCAGGGAAUCCUUUACAAGAUCAACCUCGGAGCGCGCGCCCUGCGCAUGGCGGGUGUUCCGGAUCGCCCGGACAUCUGCAUGUGCCCGGCAAAUAAAUUGGUUGCCACUGUUCGCAUGCUGGAGCWGAACAGGAUCGUGAUCCCAGGACAAAUCACGACUUCAUUACCUUCAAAGGGCCUCGUUGACCUCCCGAACGAGCUGUUGGGUACAAUCUGCGGCUACGUCUUGGAGGACGCAUUCCACGCCAAGCGAAAGAGUGAGUAUUUCAUGGAGGAUCAAGAUGAAUUACUUUUACGGGGUGCCUUUCAGACUACGCGACUGCUGAUCACCACUCAACAAUCUUUUGGCAUAAACUCGCGCCUCCGCUCGAUUAUCAUGGAGAGGGUUCCUACACUACUGGAGCGCUACCCACUGRACUGGACCAGCCUGUACAACGUCCUUGGAUUCGGCCGUGAAUUCUACAACAAUCAAUUUAUCAUGGGUGCCGUAGAACUCUACGACGCCGUUCUUCAGUGCGCAGAAACAAUGUCCAUCAACAUUCGACUACAUGAUCAGGCGUUAGCGAGAUUACUCGGAAAUGUCACACUGGCAAUUGGCUCCGGAGAUUCAAAUUUUGGCCGGGAUUAUCCUGAUAUCCAUUUGCAAGCAGGCGAGACUGGACCUAUCCUUCGCUUCGUGCAUUUUGACAGUCCUACUAUGGCCGGUCCUGUCGACCCGAAACUCUUCAUCCUACAACGCAUCAAAAAGGUCUUCGUUCCUACAGCUCGCAGGCAAUCUCAUGAGCCGCAUGAAGAACAUAUCAGCCGGGUCUCCGCCGAUCUGAAGGUCCUUAAAACUGUCCUGCCGGAGUUGGAGGAGCUCGCUGUCAGCGUCAACAUAGGUCCCAAGUGCUGGUGGAUUCCUAGCGCGGAUGAUAAUGAGCUGGCGAUCGAGCUCAUUGGUGCAACCAUCCAGACACUACGCACUCUACCGAUCAAGCGUAAGCUGAUUUUCACAAGUCACGUUGACCAGAGGUCAAGUAAGUUCCAUCCGGACCUCGUACCGCUCGUCGAAGGAGCGGAGAUGACGGACGCMGAGGCCGCUCGAGCCGUCUUGUAUCAAAGUCAUUCGUCAGGCUAUCUGAUGCUUGAAGAGUGA
Molecule: messenger RNA, 1194 nt
Organism: Ramularia collo-cygni
Lineage: Eukaryota; Fungi; Ascomycota; Dothideomycetes; Mycosphaerellales; Mycosphaerellaceae
Exons: 2
Coding region: 1-1194 (397 amino acids)
Source: RefSeq, a predicted model, not a curated record